GACUGAUCGAGCGACCACGUCAACAGCUGAGAUAAAAUGGCUGAAGAGAACAGAACCAUUACGCAUGAAUAAAAAGACGGGUUGACAAAGUUUCUGGGGGGGAAAUAGAUUCAAGAAAACUAGCAGUUCACUGACAUCGUCCUCCAUUUCCCCAGUGGAUAACAGGAAGGCAUUACUGUAGCCCUGAGCCACAGCUGCUUACUGUGUAGUUACAGUUAAAGCAGGAUUUGUGACUCUGUAGUUUUGCCUAUUUCGCCGAUUUUAUUUUCUGUUUUCUGAUUGGCACAGUUGUUGAGAUAUUUAUUUAUUUUUGCAAGGCGAUGUGUUUUACCAGCUAGAGGGAAAAGGCAAAGCGAAGUUUUUGGAUUUGUUUAAAGAUUAACUUCGGAGAAUGGCGAGUUGGCACGAUACACUCCUGGAGCUGAUGCUUUUAUCUGCACUCUGGCUGUGUGCUCGAGGUGGGGCGCCGAGGGGAGACUUGAAUCCUGAGGCAUGGCUUCAGCAGUAUGGGUACCUUCCUCCAGGUGAUCUUCAUAUACAAGGACCACGUUUACCCCAAUCUAUUUCCUCGGCUGUUGUUUCAAUGCAAAGAUUAUAUGGCCUAACUGUCACUGGACGCUUGGACUCUACCACACUGGAGGCAAUGAAGAGGCCUCGCUGUGGUGUUCCAGAUAAGUUUGGAGCAGAGCUUAAGAGCAACUUGAGAAAGAAACGAUAUGCUAUCCAGCGACUGAAAUGGGAAAAGACGGAUAUCACUUUCUGCAUCCAGAACUACACACCUAAGAUUGGGGAGUUUGAGACCUAUGAGGCAAUCAGAAAAGCUUUUAAAGUGUGGGAGAGUGUCACCCCUUUACGAUUUCGGGAAAUCCCUUACAGUCACAUUAAGUACAAGACUUCUGACUUUGCAGACAUUAUGAUCUUUUUUGCUGAGGGAUUUCAUGAUGACGCCAGUCCAUUUGAUGGUGAGGGUGGGUUUUUAGCACAUGCCUACUUUCCUGGUAAUGGCAUGGGAGGAGACACACACUUUGAUGCUGCAGAGCCCUGGACAAUUGGAAAUCGAGAUUUGUGGGGUAAUGAUGUUUUUCUGGUGGCUGUGCAUGAGUUGGGUCAUGCAAUGGGUAUGGAGCACUCAAGUGACCCCUCUGCCAUCAUGGCACCUUUCUACCAAUGGAUGGACACAGACAAUUUUGAGCUUCCAGAGGAUGAUCGACGUGGCAUCCAGCAGCUUUAUGGACCCAACCCCGACGGCCAUCCUCAACCUUCACUUAGUCCCAACAUCCCUCCCCAUAACCCUUAUCCCACUCCACGCAAGCCAGAAGUACCUCACUUUGGCCCUGAUAUUUGUGAGGGCCACUUUGACACCAUUACUAUUCUAAGAGGAGAAAUGUUUAUCUUUAAGAAUAAAUGGUUCUGGCGUGUUCGUAAUCAACGGGUUAUGGAAAAUUAUCCAAUGCCUAUUGGACAUGUUUGGAGAGGUCUACCUACAUCAAUUGAUGCUGCUUAUGAGAGAGAGGAUGGCAAAUUUGUCUUUUUUAAAGGUGAUAGACAUUGGGUAUUCAGUGAAGCAAAUUUGGAGCCAGGCUACCCCAAGACAUUGGCAGCGAUGGGCAGAGGCCUUCCUCGGGACAGAAUUGAUGCUGCUCUUUUUUACACACCUACAGGCAAUACCUAUUUCUUUAGAGGAAAAAAAUAUUACCGAUAUAAUGAAGAGUUACGAACAGUCGACGCAGGUUAUCCUAAACCAACCAGCAGGUGGCAGGGUGUCCCAGAUGAUGUCAAAGCAGCUUUUGUGAGCCGAGACCAAAGUUUCACAUAUUUUUACAAAGCCAAUAAAUACUGGAAAUUCAACAAUCAGCUGAUGAAAGUGGAGCCUGGUUACCCCAAAUUUGCCUUAAGUGACUGGCUCAACUGUCCAGAAGAGGACUUUGAGACAGACAAAGGUCGAGAAGAUGGUGGCAGUGAUGACCGUAAUCAUGAUAAAGAGAAUAAUGAAGAUGAGGACAAAGUGGAAGUGGAGAAGACAGAAGUCAUUGUCAUUGAGGUGGACAACACUCACAGUGUAGUGAAAGCAGUAGUGGUGUCACUUACGCUACUGGUGUGUUUAAUUUGCACUUUGGGAGCCUUGAUUUUUUUUCGCAAGUAUGGCACUCCACGUCAUCUACUCUACUGUCAGCGUUCCUUACUAGACAAGGUGUAGAGAGGUGAAGUAUGGAGAGGAGAUUGAUGAUAACAGUACAGGAAAUAAUAUAAUAUGUACUGUAUAGUACAUUUUAUAUUAUUCCCAUGCUUCAAAACUGUUGAAUUUGGUUUUGCUACUACUACUAAUAAUAAUAAUAAUAAUAACAAUAAUAAUAAACAAAGGUUUGGGAUAUUUUUCUGCACAUACAAAUUUUUCGGUCUUAUACAAAUAGACUUUAGACUCAUGUCUCUGGACACAAGAACCUUUUGACAACAAGCCUUAAGUGGACCUUUAGUAGGCCAACAGACUAGUAUAUGGUAUAUCAAGCAGUAAAGGAAAUAUGCUAGUUUGUUUCUGCACGUGAGAUAUCUUUAGUCUGGCAACACUGACACAAAUGUUUAAAAAGUCUAAAAAGAUUCUAGAAAGUCUAGAAAGAUUAAUGAAGUAACAAUUUGUCUGAAAACAAGUUAGUGAUUAAGCGUGACAUUUCCUAAAAGUUAAUAGACCUAUCUUAUCCUCACCCCAAAAUCUAAAUUUUUUUUUUUUUUAACUUUACUCUUGAGAAAAAUCUAGACCAGGUGUGGAGAAAAUGAGAGUUUGUGUCAGUGCAUACUGAUGUAAUUCAACAUUCCACCGAUCGGUGCUCAAUAAAUUUACCAAACUUGCUCAAACAUACUUUAACAUAAUACUAGGGAUACAAAAAAAGGCUUAAAAUCCCCAUUUUUUAAAAUAAAAACUAACUCUUAACAACCAAAGGACAAAUAACAAUAAAAAAAAAAUACAAUACAGAGGAAUCAUUAAACAUUAUUAUUAUUAUUAUUAUUAUAAAAAAACACACACAUAGUGCACAAUAGUAACCUUAAAGACAUUAGGGUGACAUGUUUAACACAUGGUGCAUUUUUUAUUAAAUUCUGUAUAGCACUAAAAAAUAGUGUAUUCCUAAUGAGCUAAAGGGGAAGGAAAAGCUUUAAGAUGACAUGUGGAAGAAACCUUGCGAGGAGCCAGGAUCAAAAGGGAACCAUCCUUAUUAUGAUAACUGCGUGCUCUAAGGUCUAAAGUGCCUUUGUAUGACAGAAAAUGCAUUUUAGUUCACAUGAAGUCGACUUUGUUUAUGUUACCAGCUGUUCACUAAUGCACUGGUACAAAACAGUUUGUGGCAAUUUUAGUCCUGCUUAGUCAAGAUUUAUGUAGCCUAUAGUUUUGAGCCCAAAACUCCACACUACAUACUACAUAAGUUUUUGCAGUUUCUGUGUAAAUUUGCUUGCAUGUAUUUUUUAAACCAGUAUUAUUAUUAACAGAAAUUGUACAAUAAACAAAUGUGAUUAUAAAUAACAUUUUGCGAUUGCUUAUAAUCAGUUUAAUCAUAGUUGUAUUAUAUUUAUGAGACAUGUUAAUUGUAAUGUUUUUGUCAGAUAGAAAAAAAAACAUUGUUUCCUGGCAAAAUAAAACCACUAAAACCUAAUAUGUUACUGUACAUUCUAAGAAAUAGAAUGCAAUGUUUACUUUUCUAAGUCCAACAAAACUUUUAACUAGCAUAUUCAUUGAUGCCUACUAAUUAUUUUUUCCUUUUUAAAGCCAUAGUGUAGUUGUGGUUAUUUGUCUGUCUUUUUCUAAUUUCUAAUUGUGAUGUUCUAAUUGUUAUGGUUUUUUACAAAUCAUGAUCAUUGAUUUUACUUUCCAAUUUAUUGUUACAAUUGCUGACAAAUGUAGCUUAUUCUUUCAUACAUGGUAUUCGUGUUGAAUUUUAAUGUUUUGAGUAUACAAAAUUUUAGUAUUUUUUAUAUUUGUGAGUAUACUAGGUCUUUUCUACGGCUUUUUUUCAAUACUCCUUAAUAUUGAACUGUCUUCACCAUAAUGCAGUUGUUGAUUUCAUGAUUAUUAUUACCUGUAUUAACGUUCCUCUCCACUAAAUUGAAUAUGUUUUGCUAUCAUUGUUAAUAAUAGGAUGUCCUGCUGGACAGGCAAAAGCCAUCAUGCAGUGGCCUUAAUUUUUUUCUGAAUUUGAGAUAAUAAAUAAAUUAAAGACAAAGACUGUGUUCACAGUUCUUCACACAA
Molecule: messenger RNA, 4234 nt
Organism: Clarias gariepinus (North African catfish)
Lineage: Eukaryota; Metazoa; Chordata; Actinopteri; Siluriformes; Clariidae
Gene: mmp14b
Product: matrix metallopeptidase 14b (membrane-inserted)
Exons: 10
Coding region: 392-2197 (601 amino acids)
Biological process (GO): zymogen activation; skeletal system development; extracellular matrix organization
Cellular component (GO): extracellular matrix
Molecular function (GO): zinc ion binding; metalloendopeptidase activity
Source: RefSeq, a predicted model, not a curated record